Cyprinodon tularosa is the source of this 1933-nucleotide messenger RNA. Its product is annotated as tripartite motif-containing protein 16-like. Lineage: Eukaryota; Metazoa; Chordata; Actinopteri; Cyprinodontiformes; Cyprinodontidae. The record is from RefSeq and is a predicted model, not a curated record. The coding region runs from base 19 to 1653 and encodes 544 amino acids. Gene Ontology annotation, molecular function: protein binding; zinc ion binding. The transcript is spliced from 2 exons.
GUCCAACUAAGAGCUGAAAUGGAGCCGAGAGGAGAUCUGCUGGACCAAGGUAACCUCUCUUGUUCCAUCUGUUUGGAUCUACUGAAGGAACCUGUGACUAUUCCCUGUGGACACAGCUACUGUAUGAACUGUAUCAAAGUCUCUUGGAGACAAGAAGAUCAGAGGAGGAUCCACAGCUGCCCACAGUGCAGGAAAACUUGGAGGCAAAGGCCUGUUCUGAAAAAAAAUAUCACAUUAUCGGCUUUAGUGGAGAGUCUAAGGAACUCUGCUCCAGCUGAUCACUGCUAUGCUGGACCUGAAGAUGUGGCCUGUGACGUCUGCACUGGGAGGAAAAGGAAAGCUGUGAAGUCCUGUUUAUUCUGUCCUGCUUCCUACUGUGAGGAUCAUCUCCAACCUCAUUAUGAUGCUCCGCCAUUAAAGAAGCACAAGCUGGUUACUCCCUCUAAAACUCUUCAGGAGAACAUCUGCUCUCGUCAUGAUGAGGUGAUGAAGAUCUUCUGUCGUACUGAUCAGCAGUGUAUCUGUUAUCUCUGCUCAAUGGAUGAACAUAAAGGCCAUGAAACAGUCCCAGCUGCAGCAGAAAGGACUGAGAAGCAGAAGGAGCUCCAGGAGAGACGACAACAAAUCCAGCAGAGAAUCCAGGACCAGGAGAAAGAUGUGAAGCUGCUUCAACAGGAGGUGGAGGCCAUCAAUGCCUCUGCCGAUAAAGCAGUGGAGGACAGUGAGAAGAUCCUUGGUUCAGUGAUCCGUCUCAUCCAGAAAAGAAGCUCUGAUGUAAAGCAGCAGAUCAGAUCCCAGCAGGAAACUGAAGUGAGUCGAGUCAAAGAGCUUCAGAAGAAGCUGGAGCAGGAGAUCACUGAGCUGAAGAGGAAAGAUGCUGAGCUGGAGAAGCUCUCAAUCACAGAGGAUCACACCCAGUUUCUCCAGAACUACCCCUCACUGUCAGCACUCAGUGAGUCUACACACUCAUCCAGCAUCCAUUUAUGGCCAAUUAAAGAUGCAUCAGAGGGACCACAGGAGAUGCUAAGAGACACAUGGAAAAAGAUCUCACUGAAGGUCACUGGACUUGGUAUUUUACUGUCAGAACUUUGGACCAGAGCUGAGUUUUUAGGAUAUUCCAAAGAUAUCACUUUGGAUCCAAACACAGCAAACAGGUAUAUCUUGCUAUCUAAGAAGAACAGAAAAGUAACAUUAAUGGAGCAGCUACAGUUCUAUCCAGAUCAUCCAGACAGAUUUGCUCGAUGGUGGCAAGUACUGAGUAGAAACCGUCUGACUGGACGUUGUUACUGGGAGGUGGAGUGGAUCGGGGAAGCAGUUUAUGUUGCAGUUGCAUACAAGAACAUCAGCAGAAAAGGAACGUCCCAGGAUUGUGUUUUUGGAUUCAACAACAAGUCCUGGGCUUUACAAUGUGAGGAAGGAUCCUACACUUUUUGGCACAACAGUGUUAAAACUCCAGUAUCAGGUCCAGUUUCCUCCAGAAUAGGAGUGUAUCUGGAUCACAGAGCAGGUAUUCUGUCUUUCUACAGCGUCUCUGGAACCAUGACUCUCCUCCAUAGAGUCCAGACCACAUUCACUCAGCCUCUAUAUGCUGGAGUUUGGCUUUCUGAUGACGGAGACUCUGCUGAGUUUGUUAAACUAAAACAGUUAGGCUAAACCUGAGGUCCAGUUAUAAAGAAUUUGCAUUAAUUUCCAGUUACUUUAUUCCAGGUCUUUUCCAUCAUUUCAGCUUAGAGGUUAUUGUUAUCACUUCCACACUGGUCAGGAUCAGCUGUGUACUUUUAUCAUGUUUGUUGUUUUGUUGAUAGAAUAGUUAAAUAUAAAGCAUUAUGGGAGGAAUGUUUAUGUCUAUGAAGCUGUUGUGAUGUUUUUGGAUGCUUGUUCAUGUUUAUGGAAAUUAUGUCAUAAGUGAGUGAUCUUUUUCAUACCCCCAUAA